GAGUAAGAUCUAUUUUCAAGCCAAAUCUAUGACGAUUAUUAUCUUCUAAAUAGGGCUUGGAUAUAGGAGACUUUUAAAUUUGAUUGAUUUCAUGCACGCUUUGAAUAUUUCCUUCGUUAAACUGAGAGAUUCAUGUAUUUAAGAAUUUAAAGCUGUAAUCUGUGUCUAAUUUCUCUAAGCUAUGCGGCGCUCGUGAAAGUUGUGAACAUCACAUACUUGAUCUCAAAAAACACUCGUACACUUUUCAUGCAUGGAUAACUAGAAGUGAUUUCGUUUCGAAGAAUAAACAAACGCAGGUGAUAGCUCAAUUCAUUUCCAUGUACGAGAUGUACUAAAAAUCCAAUAAAUACUUAAGGACAAUUGUGGUUAAUCACGUCUAUUGUGGCGUAAAGUUAAUUGCUUGUGUAAGCCGCUAAUUAAAGCGUGCAUGGAAAAAAGCACUCAUCCGAACUUACUUAUUAAGCACAUGUAAGCCUAAAAUGUAAAAUGGGAAACAUUGUCAACACUCAUCGAGGGCAAAAUAUCCAGGCUGAAAGAGCAAUCGCCACGGUCAAAGCAGCAAGUGUUUUUAAAGCAAAAAUGAAAGAAACACAAGCAAACAGGACAAAAGCAUCGGAGCAAAUAGAAGAGGUAGUUAAACGGAAAUUUCGCAGGAAAUCAACUGUGUUUGGAUGUAGACCCAUAGGGAGACUAGCUUCUGGUGAUGAAUCGCCACCACCAAACACCGCAAGCUCCCAGAAGGAUGUUCUAAAGUUUGUACGCUGGGUCAGCGUUAGUGAUACACUAGUUGUUAAGGACACAAGUGUUGCAUGGAAUGCGUUGAGAGACUUAGUCAGCCGUGAAAGAAUUCCCUCAACUCAAGACACAGGACGGGGGCGUCUUAAAUCGAUAACAGAUGCCAUUCGGUUCACUCGAAGAACUUCCACGUCAUCAAAAACAACGAAGGUGGCCAGCGGGGAAUUUUCGUACAACGAUAUGCUAAUUACAGAAUGGGAAACGCACUGCCAUUUUUGCCACUCAUCCUCCAUUGAAGAAAGCCCUCUUAAUCGUUGCCGUAUCUGCCCAAGGGUUUAUCACACUCAUUGUCUUGCUAAGCGAGGGCAUCUUUCAGGGGAUGGGGCAGCUGAAACUCUGACGCUUGCAAAUUCAGAAAUCGGCUGGAGUUGCUGUAAUUGCGAAAAUUUAUUCGAUCUUUUAUCUGACAACGAAAAGAUCGAUAUAAUGGAAACAUUUGAUCUAAUGGACACCAAUCAAGAUUCUUUUAUAAACAAAGAAGAGUACCUUUCAUACCAGAAGGAGAGAUACAGAAAGUUAAUGGACAUGGAAAUGCCUGGUUAUCGAGUGAUAAUCGAGGAGCGGAUAUUUGACGACAUGGAUAGGAACAACAAUGAUCUUAUCGACUGGUGGGAGUUUGUGAUUCCUAUGUGCGUGAGGAAGUUGAGUGAACGGAGAAAGAGAACACUCCCAUCUUUGCUUACAAGACAGGAAAUUUACAAACUUAAACGAUUUUUCAAAGAAUACGAUAUGGAAGGAGAAGGAGAAAUCAGGAAAGAUUUAUCUCGAGAGGUCUUUAAGAACUGGUACCUCUCUUUGAUAGAUCGACGAGAAGAGGAGGUCCCGAUUUGGGACUGGCUUGGGACUGAAUAUGUCAAAAUAGACAAUGAAGAGGAGCACUCGUUGUGUCAGCGGUUUGCCACGGUUAAGUGGAAAGACUUUGUGUUAAAUCACGCGUUGUACAUCCUUGCCGCGCGACCGAAUACAGGCUCAAUGAGGCCUUACGUUCCACAAUUCAACAGUUUGAAUUUGGAGUUCGAUGAAGACGAUGAAGAUAUUGAAUAUGAUUAGAAAACAAUUUCCUUUAAUUACAGGAAAGAUUGGUCCUGUCGUAAACAUUUUCACUCUGUGUUCUUAUUGCAUGUCACGCCAAUCUUGCGCAUGCGUGAAAAUGGUGUCCUCCUCAGAGGACAUAACAUGAUGUAUAAUAUGACAUACUAGUCGGUUAGUUUUGCAAAAUAAGAUUUAGAUUUAGUCGGUAUGUUCUGAAGUAAAAGAUUUAUUGUAUGGAAAACAGGUUUUCCUUUUUUCGUUUAAAGCUUCAGCUGGAGUCACUACUUUUGAAAUAGGGGAAAGUAUGAUCUAAUGAACCUCUUUUCUUAGCGUUAUCUUACAUCAUCUUUUGUUCAGAAUCUUCAAUCUUCAAGUCAAGUGUUCUCUCCGAAACUGGAAGUAGUUCAUUUGGGAGUUUGGAUAAAAGAAUUUUCCUAUUUCCUGGUUUCCGUUCAUCUUAAUGAUGUAUUCCCAUCUUCAACCUCACUCUCAAGGCUUUCGCCAAUUUUCAGGGAAAAGGCCCUUGGAGCAAGAUUGUUCCCAUCCUCUACCUAAGUCAGUUCGAAUGGAUCUAAAAGAAAGUGUUCAUAGUGACCAUGGUCACAAACAUGAAAUAAUGCAAUGCAACUAAGGAACUACAAUGAUUUAUUCAAAAACGGUAAUACUAACAAAAAACAACUUAACGUAGAGGGUUUUUGUCUCUUUUGACUUAACGGUAACCUCGCACCCAGAUCCUAUUGUGUAUCUGUAACUGAAAUGAAUCGUUUGGCCGUGGAAGGUCUGGGUACGCGAUUACUUUUGUCUCAGUUAUGUCUAGGUAAAUGUCAUUUUGUGGAAUAAAUGGCUGAGACUUGUGAAAAUGUCUUAGAGUAGAGUCAGUGAACAUGUCAAGGUUACCCCGAAUUUGCUUUCCAUGUAAAACGUAUUCUUUAAAGUAGCUAAUUGUCCUCUCCCAUUAAAAUCAUGUCCUAAUUUAAAUUGUUAGGAAAUUUUUCUCAAUUAAUUUCUUUAGAGAGAUAAACAGGUUAAAUAAAGAUUCCCAUUUAGA
Messenger RNA from Pocillopora verrucosa, 2875 nucleotides. RefSeq names its product PHD finger protein 24-like. Gene Ontology annotation, molecular function: calcium ion binding. Lineage: Eukaryota; Metazoa; Cnidaria; Anthozoa; Scleractinia; Pocilloporidae. The record is from RefSeq and is a predicted model, not a curated record.